Messenger RNA from Vespa crabro (European hornet), 7328 nucleotides. RefSeq lists its product as uncharacterized. The coding region runs from base 3284 to 5737 and encodes 817 amino acids. The record is from RefSeq and is a predicted model, not a curated record. Lineage: Eukaryota; Metazoa; Arthropoda; Insecta; Hymenoptera; Vespidae. The transcript has 6 exons.
UUACUCCUCCCAUACUCCUCACGUUCUUUUCUAUCUCCCUCUUUCUUCCCCCCCUCCUCCUCCUCUCUUUCUUUCUUUCUUUCUCUUUCUCUUUGUCUCUCAUCUCAACCAUACGCAUCCUCCGUGUUGCGCGUGCGACGCAUCCAGCGCAACGGGAUGCACUUCGAGCACACACGUGCCCAUUGGCGCCGCCUUUCCUUGCGAAUCCUCGAUUCCUUACGAUCCUCUCUAUUACUUACACGUGUAACGAAAGCACUUUAUUCUUUCUUUCGUUCGAACGGAGAGGAGGGGAGGAAAGAAAGUUCUCGAUGAUAAUGUAGGAUAAUUUUAUCAUUGAGAAAUUCCCAUAUAUAGUUAGAAUUUAAAUUUAUAUAUAAAUUUCGUUUAAUCAGACCGAUAAUUUGUAUAGAUCUAUUCAUUCUACGCCUAUGCCGAUAGCUACCGAUAACUCUGACUAACUCGACGUGACAAAAGGGUGGUGUAUGCGUCAUUUCGUUCCUGAUCGACUUGUUUACCACCUCACGAAUUCGACCCUGACAUGCUCGGCGAAUAAUUUUUUUUUUUCUUCUUCUGGUAUUAGAGAUAUUUGUUGCUUCAUCGAUACGAUCCUUUGAAUGUGAAACGGAAGAAGAAUGGACGUUAGUAUAAGAAGAAAAAUAAGAAGAAGAUGAAAAAGGAGAAGAAGAAAAACAAAAAAGAAGAAGAGGAAGAAGUAGAAAAAGAAUAUAACGAUGAUGAUGAGUAGGAACGAAAGAAAAACGUCAAGAAAAGAUUCGAGACGCGGUACGCCGCACUUCCGGCAUAUCCAGACAAGAAAGAGAGAUAGAGAAAGAGAAAGAGAGAGAGAGAUAGAGAGAACUACCUCGAGAGGAUUUAUUUUAACCGUUCGGACCUUCGAAAGGCUAGUAUUAGCCGACCGUUAGGUAGCCGGCCAGACGGUGCGGACCACUUUUGGAGGACCGAAUUCUUUAACCUAAUUUUCGCGUUUUAUGGCGUCACGCUAAUUUAACGUCCAGCUAAUAUCCUAAAAAUAUAUUUCUCCUACCGUUCGUUCGUUCCUAUGUUCGUUCUUAUAUUCAGUUCCUUCUCUACAAAUUGCAACGCAUGAAUGUGAGCGAGAAGAAUCUUAUUUAAAUUAUGACUGACACCUGUGGAAGGGUGGAUGGAGUAAAGGGCAAAGGAUGGGUGGGGAGUAGAGUUCAAAGUAUUUACAUACCUUCCAAGAAGUUUCUUGGUAAUCGAACGUCGCGAAAGAAGAGAAAAAAAAGACGACAUAAUCCUGAUAAUGAUAUCAUUCGUUCUCGAAGGAUUAGAAUUUAAAGGACGACGAUUAUUCUAUAUAACAUCGAUAAUGAAAUAAGUCGAAAGUCAAUUAAAAUCGUUUUUACGUAUUUAUAAAAUGUGAUUAGAACGCAUUAAUAGAAGGAUUUAGAUCUGAACAAAAAAAAAAAAGGAAAUAAAAAGAAAGUAAAAGAAAAAGAGAAAUCUGUUGAUUAAGAAUAUUAAUUAACGAUAGAUGUUUAUUCUCCAAACGAGAUUAGAUUUUGAAUAUAGAAAUAAAUUGAGGAAAUUAAUUAAUUCCAAAAUAGAAAAGAAUUUCGUUCUUAAUAGGAUCAAGUUGAUUUAUCCGAAUCUCCACCCCAUUUUUCUUCUUCUUCUUCUUCUUCUUCUUCUUCUUCUUCCUCUUCUUCCUCCUCUUCUUCUUUUAGGACCCACUUCGUUUCUCGGACGGGCGCGCGCCGCCGUGCGCGCAUGGCAUUUUCACGCGCGCACGCGGAGGCUGCAUUUAUUAAAAGCGAUACAUUAUGAUUCAAAGAUUAUAUCUUUCGAUUCGUCUAGACAAAGCGGAGAGGGGGACACCUUAUAAAAUCGUACGUCGGCCGCCCCUGAAAUCAUUGUACGAACGCCAACGCGACUUUUCGCUUCUCGCUAAUUUUUUUUCUUUUCGUUUUAUGUUUAUCUACCCCCUUUCUAAAUAAUUGACAUUACGAUAAGGUAAUAGAAAGUAAGAAAGAAAGAAAGAUAAAUGCAAAUCCAACGAUUGAUAUAGAAUUUGAACGAUAUUCAAAGAUUCGAAACGUGAAGUUCGAGUGAAAUCGAGAAACUUGAAAGUAAACAGAAUCGAAGUGACUGGUCCACUCGAUUUCGAAGGAAAAAAAGAAAAGGAAGAAAGAAAAAAGAAAGAGGUAAAGAGAAAGAAGUGGGAGAAAGAUUUUGGAGGAGGAAGAAGAAGAAGAAGAAGAAGAAAGAGAAGAAGAAGAAGAAGAAGAAGGAGAAGGAGAAGAAGAAGGAGAAGAGGAAGAGACACACGUUCGAAAGGGUCUCUCCUCUACGUAGAAAACACCGGGUGGAGGCGAGAAGACGAGAGGGAGAGAAACCUCGGCGAAAGGGAGGGGAGAAAGAGUAGCAGAAAGACAGAGAGAUAGAAAGAGAAGAAAGAGACAGAAGGAGAAAGAGAAAGAGAGAGAAAGAGAGAGAGAAAGAGAGAGAGAAGAGGAGGAGGAGGAGGAGGAGUCAUCGUAGUAACACCGGCACCGUCUCCUCUCUCGCGGCUUCGUGCUUGUCUCGGAAUUAGUGAGUAGACAGAAUUAUGUCCGUGAGGAAGGCGGCACUACGUCUCAGUCGAGACCUACUGCUCGGCCGGUGCACACGCACAUAAAGAGAGAGAGAGAGAGAGAGAGAGAGGGAGAAGAAGUAGAAAAAGAUAAAGAGAGAGAAAGAAAGAGAGAGAGAUAAAUAAUAGAUAAAGAUAGAAAAGAAGCUAGAUAAACUCUUUGGCACUCUUCCCUAACUCGCAGGAAUAUCACGGUUACCUUUUCUCUCGCGACUUAGACUAGUCCGAGAAGUUCGAGACGAAUGAACUAGAAAGAGUGAAAGAGAAGCAACGCGACUACAUUUUGCCUGGUGGACCACAAUCGUACGACAUCAGUUUUGGUAACGCUCGCAUUGGAGACCGAGUGUUCCUCUUUCACGUGGUGCUUCCAAAGUUCUCGGUACGCGCUCGAAUGAACGUGCAAGCGCGCAUACUUUCGAUCGAGAUCAAAUAAGAGUACUCUUCUAAAAGUAAUAAAAGAGAAAGAAAGAAGAGGGUAGAGAUAGAGAUAGACAUAGAGAUAGAGAUAGAGAUAGAGAGAGAAAAAGAGAGAGAGAGAGAGAGAGAGAGAGUUAUAUAUAGAAAGAGAAUGCUCUUCGAAUCAUUGCUGAGUUGACGAGAUAGGUACAUUCUGUCUAUGUAAUUUGAGAUUCGAAAUAAACGACGAGAUUCGGUAAAGAUUUGUAAAAGAUGAGGUUGAGGUGGUCAAUCGUUUUGUUGCUGGUGAUGAACAUCGUUGUUUGUGGUUGGUCUCAUCAGCAUCAACAUCAUCAUCGUCGUCGUCAUACACCGAAUAGUAGUAGUAGUAGUAGUAGUAGUAGUAGUAGUAGUAAUAGUAGCAGUAGCAAUAGUAAUAGCAGUAGCAGUAGCAGUAGUAGCAGUAGUAGUAGUAGUAGUAGUAGUAGCAGCAGCAGUAGCAGUAAUAGGGAACAUCUUCUCGACGAAACGAUAAACAAUUUUGAAAGGAACGAUGAUGAUGUACCAAUGAGUAUAAGUGAAAAGACAAGGAAAAGUUUGAAGUUAGAAGAGGGAAAAGUUUCGGUACCGUUCAGCGCGCGUAGGCUUGAGAAGAUGUUGGAAAAGGCCAUAGUGAAGAUAAUCACGGGUGAUCUUAGUACGGCCGAUAUGAUAUUGCUGAAAAGUUUGAAUUACAGUUUGGAUGAGAUCCUCGCGAUUCGCGAAUACGAGCUUGGUAAGAAGAAGGAAGAGGAGAGAAGACGGGAGGAGAAGAUCAAGUUAGAAAGGGAAAGGCACAGAUCUAAGGGAAAACAUUUUGAGGACGGAAAGAAUUCAAUGGAAUUCGAUUUGUCUAAAUACGAAAAGAAGAAAAGAGAAAAGAUUCAAGAGAAAUCGACGUACGACGAGGAUUUCGAUUUCGAUGCUUACAAUCGACAGGCCGUGAUGGAUUACGAAAAUCUAGCCUCGAAAAUGGAACUCCAACAGACUUGGUCUGAUCCUAGUAUAUCUGAUUACGAUGAUAGUGCGAAGGAAUUGAAGGAGAAACGUCCGAUGGAUAAGAACAACAAUAACAACAAAAAGAAUGAUGACAACGACAACGACGAUGGGAAUUCGUCAUCUGAGAAUUUCCAUCGUAAUUUCGACAAGGCUAUGGAACCGCACGUGAUAUUUAAGAUACGUUACGACGAUUCCGAAUUCGAUUCAUCAAGUUCCGACGAAAAAUCGAGGAUACCAAGGAAACAGGUGGAUCGUGGCUUUCCGAGAGUUCCGAAAUAUCGUGGAUCGUCUUAUUCGAAACAAAAUUCAUUAACAAACACUGGUAAUUCCUUUCACAGUUCGACCAUUGUCACUUCUUCUUCUUCUCCUUAUUCCUUUACUUCUUCGUCUUCAUCAUCAUCGUCAUCAUCAUCUUCACCAUCCUCAAUUCCUGUAGUUUAUCGAUUGGACGAUCUUAAACUAGCUAAGUUAAAUUACUUGGGCAAACCGAAUCGUUUUGAUCCAACUAAUCCUGUGGAAAUUCAAGAAACUAAUACAAAAAAUUUUAUUGACGUGAAAAAUGUUACUUUGUCGGAAGGAUCUCGUGUUAUCGUUGAUAGCAAUGUCACCAACGAAUUGGAAUCGAGAAAUGAAAAUUCAACGAACAGAACGAACGACGGGGAUAUCUCGAAAUUAUCGGUCAAACGUAUCAGCGAAUACGAAGGAUUGGAGUGGGUUGAAGACGACGUUUAUCGAGUGAUACCAUCUCUAGCGGAUUCUCUCGCGGAUUACGAAAACGUAGAAGACGAAAACGAGCCAUUGGAAUACGAGGACGAAGCUCUUCCAAAUUAUGAACACAAUUCUACGAGCUUCGAAGAAAAUGAGAACGACACUGCCGAGUAUCAAAACGACACUCCCGAAUCGGUAAAACUCUUCAUGGCUAACACCAAUUUAACAUCGAUGGACAAUCAAUCCUUUUCGUCUUAUCAGGAAUUGGCUCUGGCUCAUCGACGAGAAGGAAACCUAACAUCAACCUUCGACAGUCAAGGCCAGAAAGCGAUCGAAGAUAUAAAAUCAAGAGUACUGGCACUAACAGGAAGGUUCAACCUAAGCUCGAACGCGAAUAAGGUUCAACGCGAAAGGCUGACCAUGUUCUCGCCUACGUGUCAAACGCCGCGUAACACGGAUCAGGAAGCUUGGGCCGACCCGUUCUCGAUGAACAUGCACUUUCAAUUGAAUCUGACGUCGGGCGAGCACGUGGUCGCUGCGAAAUUAAGGAUCUACAAGUUACCGCAAGAGAAUCUUACGUCGUCUUUACCAAGUAUGAGUGGUAGUGUCGUUGACGAACAAGAAGAGGAGGACGAGAAGAAGAUCAGAAUAUCAGUUUACUAUUACACGAAAACGUUGAGAAAGCAUCGAGCAAAGAAACGCUUGAUGGACUCUUUGGUGACGCCAUUGACGAACGAGGGUACACACUUGGCAUUAGACGUACGACAAGGACUCAGAUUUUGGAGGCUAAAUCCAAGAAAUCCACAUGGUAACGGCGGCAAUCACGGGCUGGUAAUUCAGGUGGAGGAUCAGGAUGGUCGACCGCUCAAACCGGCCCUUUACAUUCAGGAGCCGUCUUGCUCGAACGGCGACGACGAUCAGAAGACCACCACUUACCUGCACUUUUCGUCCGAGCCUGUACUCGUUACGUUCGCGUCGUAAACGGCGAAACGGUCACGUACGUGAAUUGCAGGCACUAAAGGUGCCGGCGAGUAGCCAGGGUUGAUGAUUACGAUGGUUCAAGAAGAAAAGAAGGUGGAGAAAGAGGAAGAGAAGGAGAGGGAAGAGGAGGAGAAGGAGGGACGGGACAACGAAAAAUCGUGUUAAAACAAACUUAUACGUUUUCUCGUCGGGACUACUCACUCCGCCAACUCUAUAUUUCAUAUUUUUGUAAAUGAUUAAGUUCGAUUCAUAGAAGAACUAUAUAUAUAUAUAUAUCAUUAGGUUUUCCAUUGAUUUAAGAUAUAUAUUUUUUGAUACGAGUUUAGAGCUUGAACGAAAUUGUAUGAGACUGACGUGCCGAUAGUGAUUAAGCUGUAUAGGAAGGAAGAAGAAAAACGGAGAAAAGAAAAAAAAAAGAAAAGAAGAGAAAAGAGGAGAAAAAGAAAAAGAAAACUAAAAAUUAUAUUCGCGUACGAUUCAGAUAGACGCAACCCAUUUAUAGACUGUCUUUUUCUAAGAUACUAUAUUUAAAAAGAAGAGUGUAUAUUUAAAUACGAAUUAGAUAGAUACAUGUUAAAAGUUCAUAUCUUAUAUCCAUCUUUCUUUUAUUUGAGUUUUAGUAGAUUUUAUUAUAUGAUUUAACGAGACAAUGUAAAUAUUGCUUUUAGUAUUUUAAUUAGUUCUUUAUGAUUUUAUAAUUUUACGCGUUCAUCUUGUUAAGUCAUCGUAUACCUAUGACUGAUAUAACCAAAUGUAAAUGUAAAAGUAGACAUAUAUAUAUAUAUAUAUAUAUAUAUAUAUAUAUAUAUAUAUAUAUAUAUAUAUAAUGUUUAUGAGAGUUGUGUUAACUUGUUUUAAUCGAACAAAUUUCGUGUUACGAUUAGACGAAUUCUUAAGCUCUCGUUAUUAUUAGAUUUUUUUAAAGUUAGUUUUUUUUUUGUUUUUGUUCUUUUUUUAUUUUUGUUUUUUCUUACUAUUUUUUUUUGUAAUAAUCCAGAUAUUUCAAUACUUUGUAUCUUCUCAUGGACAUCCUAUUACUUAUUUGUUUAAGAUUAACGUUAAUAAGAUAUUCGUUGCGUUUACGAAACUUUCAUCUGUACAUACUGUAGAUUUCACAGUGUCCCAUCGCGUAGAAAUAAAUAAACAAAAAAUGUAGGUACCAUAAAUCAAAUUUGUUUUUGUCCCGGUAUAUUAUUAUUUUUUUUUUCUUAUGUGUAUUAUAUUUACACAUUUGAUUAUUAUAAGAAAUCAUUUUUCUAAGUGUCUUGGAAGAUUCCUAUCGAAAGGUAGUUAAGACUUUCUGUACAAAAAAUGGUUUUAUUAAAAAGACUUACAUUCAUAGGAAAAGUUUGUUAUUAACAUUAACAAAUUAAUUUAUUCUAGCUCAUUUACCAUCUCUCUCUCUCUCUCUCUCUCUCUCUCUCUCUCCCUCUCUCACAUGGAUUAAACGUACUUUUUUACGCUUUGAUCGUCAUUUUAAGUUCGACGAAAUGGAUCUCAAAAUUUGCACCGACAAUCGACGAAAGCUGGAAAUGCAACGUUGAAUGACAGAAAGAAAAGGAAGAAAAAAGAAAAAAAAAGAAAAAGAAAA